Molecule: messenger RNA, 537 nt
Organism: Cutaneotrichosporon oleaginosum
Lineage: Eukaryota; Fungi; Basidiomycota; Tremellomycetes; Trichosporonales; Trichosporonaceae
Source: RefSeq, a predicted model, not a curated record
AUGCAGACGGAAGCCUAUGCCACAGUUGACGGGGCCGCACGUUUGAUAGGGUUUGCCACGCCGCUGGAGCUCGGAGCGGGCGCACACAUCAUCAAUGUAACAUUCGAGAGCGCCGUGCGCUUGAUCGGCGUGACUUGGGAUGGGCCAAUGAGCUUGAAGGAGGUUUCUUUCGCUCCCGAAGAAGGCAACAUCGCGAUCGUUGAUGAACUGAGCACUGCGGGAGAUGGAGCGAGUCGGCAAAAAGCGCUGUGGACCGUCAGCCGGUCAGACGCAUCCGCCCACAUUACGCUUCCUAUGAACGUGACUGCCUUUCAGUUGCGCGGCCUCGUCGGGCCCUCCGCAGGCAGCUUCAUUAUUGCCUUCAACCCUUCAGUCGGCAUCCCGUUCUCGGGCAAUGCCACCUCUGAUGUCACGGAUCCUAUAGCUCUGCUCUGCGCCGUCACUCUCGAUCCGCGCAAGCACUACACGGUGGAUAUUUCCAGCGCUGACGCGGAGACUCUUCACCUCAGCAGCUGGGGAUUCGCGGCGGACGAGUGA